CAAGCAGCAGGGUUUAAUGGCAGAGCUGUUUUCUCUCCAAACUGUUCAAAAUGAUGAACGAAGAUGCAGCUCAGAAAAGCGACAGUGGAGAGAAGUUCAACGGCAGUAGUCAGAGAAGGAAAAAACCCAAAAAGUCUGACAGCAAUGCGAGCUUUCUCCGUGCUGCCAGAGCAGGCAACCUGGACAAAGUAGUGGAAUAUCUGAAGGGGGGCAUAGACAUCAAUACCUGCAAUCAGAAUGGACUCAAUGCUCUCCACCUGGCUGCCAAGGAGGGCCAUGUGGGCCUGGUUCAGGAGCUGCUGGGAAGAGGGUCCUCUGUGGAUUCUGCCACUAAGAAGGGAAACACUGCUCUUCACAUUGCAUCUUUGGCAGGACAAGCAGAAGUUGUCAAAGUUCUUGUUAAGGAAGGAGCCAAUAUUAAUGCCCAGUCUCAGAAUGGCUUCACUCCUUUAUACAUGGCUGCCCAGGAGAACCACAUUGAUGUUGUAAAAUAUCUGCUUGAAAAUGGAGCUAAUCAGAGCACUGCUACUGAGGAUGGCUUCACGCCACUCGCAGUGGCACUCCAGCAAGGACACAACCAGGCAGUGGCCAUCCUCUUAGAGAAUGAUACCAAAGGGAAAGUGAGGCUGCCAGCUCUGCAUAUUGCAGCUAGGAAAGAUGACACCAAAUCCGCUGCACUCCUGCUUCAGAACGAUCACAAUGCUGACGUACAAUCCAAGAUGAUGGUGAAUAGGACAACUGAGAGUGGUUUUACCCCUUUGCACAUUGCCGCCCACUACGGAAAUGUUAACGUGGCAACCCUUCUUCUAAACCGGGGAGCUGCUGUGGACUUUACAGCUAGGAAUGGAAUCACUCCUCUGCAUGUGGCUUCCAAAAGGGGAAACACAAACAUGGUGAAGCUCUUACUGGAUCGUGGUGGUCAGAUCGAUGCCAAAACUAGGGAUGGGUUGACACCCCUUCACUGUGCUGCAAGAAGUGGGCAUGACCAAGUGGUAGAGCUUCUGCUGGAACGGGGUGCUCCCUUGCUGGCAAGGACUAAGAAUGGGCUGUCUCCACUUCAUAUGGCUGCACAGGGGGACCACGUGGAAUGUGUGAAGCACCUGUUACAGCACAAGGCGCCCGUUGAUGAUGUCACCCUAGACUACCUGACAGCCCUCCACGUUGCUGCACACUGUGGCCACUACCGUGUGACCAAACUCCUUCUGGACAAGAGAGCCAAUCCAAACGCCAGAGCCCUGAAUGGUUUUACUCCACUGCACAUUGCCUGCAAGAAAAACCGCAUCAAAGUCAUGGAACUGCUGGUGAAAUAUGGGGCUUCAAUCCAAGCUAUCACAGAGUCUGGCCUCACACCAAUACAUGUGGCUGCCUUCAUGGGCCACUUGAACAUUGUCCUCCUUCUGCUGCAGAACGGAGCCUCUCCAGAUGUCACUAACAUUCGUGGGGAGACUGCAUUGCACAUGGCAGCCCGGGCAGGGCAGGUCGAAGUGGUCCGAUGCCUACUGAGAAAUGGUGCCCUUGUCGACGCCAGAGCCAGGGAGGAACAGACACCUUUGCACAUUGCCUCUCGCCUGGGUAAGACAGAAAUUGUCCAGCUGCUUCUACAACAUAUGGCUCAUCCAGAUGCAGCCACGACAAAUGGGUACACGCCACUGCACAUCUCUGCCAGGGAAGGCCAGGUAGAUGUGGCAUCAGUCCUCUUGGAAGCAGGAGCAGCCCACUCCUUAGCUACCAAGAAGGGUUUUACUCCCCUGCAUGUAGCAGCCAAGUAUGGAAGCCUGGAUGUGGCAAAACUCCUCUUACAACGCCGCGCUGCCGCAGAUUCUGCCGGGAAGAACGGCCUUACCCCCCUCCACGUUGCUGCUCAUUAUGACAACCAGAAGGUAGCACUGCUGUUACUGGAGAAGGGCGCUUCCCCUCAUGCCACGGCCAAGAAUGGCUAUACUCCUUUACAUAUUGCUGCCAAGAAGAAUCAAAUGCAGAUAGCUUCCACGCUCCUGAACUAUGGAGCAGAGACUAACAUUGUAACAAAACAAGGAGUAACCCCACUCCACCUGGCCUCACAGGAGGGGCACACGGAUAUGGUCACCUUGCUUCUGGAUAAGGGAGCCAAUAUCCACAUGUCAACCAAGAGUGGACUCACGUCUUUACACCUUGCAGCCCAAGAAGAUAAAGUGAAUGUUGCUGACAUUCUUACUAAGCACGGGGCUGACCAGGAUGCUCACACGAAGCUUGGUUACACCCCUUUAAUUGUGGCCUGUCACUAUGGAAAUGUGAAAAUGGUCAACUUUCUUCUGAAGCAGGGUGCAAACGUCAACGCAAAAACCAAGAACGGCUACACGCCUUUGCACCAGGCCGCCCAGCAGGGCCACACGCACAUCAUCAACGUCCUGCUGCAGCACGGGGCCAAGCCCAACGCCACCACCGCGAAUGGCAACACCGCCUUGGCGAUUGCUAAACGUCUGGGCUACAUCUCCGUGGUCGACACCCUGAAGGUUGUAACAGAGGAGGUCACCACCACCACCACGACUAUCACUGAAAAACACAAGCUAAAUGUUCCUGAGACGAUGACUGAGGUUCUUGAUGUUUCUGAUGAAGAAGGUGAUGACACGAUGACAGGCGAUGGGGGAGAAUAUCUUAGGCCCGAGGAUCUGAAAGAACUGGGUGAUGACUCGCUACCCAGCAGUCAGUUCCUGGAUGGUAUGAAUUACCUGCGAUACAGCUUGGAGGGAGCACGCUCCGACAGCCUCCGAUCCUUCAGUUCCGACAGGUCUCACACCCUGAGCCAUGCCUCUUACCUGAGGGACAGUGCCAUGAUUGAUGACACAGUUGUCAUCCCCAGCCACCAGGUGUCAACUCUAGCCAAGGAGGCAGAAAGGAAUUCUUACCGUCUCAGCUGGGGCACUGAGAACUUAGACAACGUGGCUCUUUCUUCCAGCCCUAUUCAUUCAGGUUUCCUGGUUAGUUUUAUGGUGGAUGCUCGAGGUGGCGCUAUGCGAGGAUGCAGACACAAUGGGCUCCGUAUCAUUAUUCCACCUCGGAAAUGUACGGCCCCAACUCGAGUCACCUGCCGUCUGGUCAAACGCCAUAGACUGGCAACAAUGCCUCCAAUGGUGGAAGGAGAAGGCCUGGCCAGUCGCCUGAUCGAAGUCGGACCUUCUGGUGCUCAGUUCCUUGGUAAACUUCACCUGCCAACGGCCCCUCCCCCACUUAAUGAGGGAGAAAGUUUGGUCAGCCGCAUCCUUCAGCUGGGGCCUCCUGGAACCAAAUUCCUUGGGCCCGUGAUUGUGGAGAUCCCUCAUUUUGCUGCCCUUCGAGGAAAGGAGCGGGAACUGGUGGUCCUGCGCAGUGAGAACGGGGACAGCUGGAAAGAGCAUUACUGUGAAUACACUGAAGACGAGUUGAAUGAAAUCCUUAAUGGCAUGGAUGAAGUGCUGGAUAGCCCGGAAGACCUAGAAAAGAAGCGAAUCUGCCGCAUCAUCACCCGUGACUUCCCACAGUACUUUGCAGUGGUGUCUCGCAUCAAACAGGACAGCAAUCUGAUUGGCCCAGAGGGAGGCGUGCUGAGCAGCACCGUGGUGCCCCAGGUGCAGGCCGUCUUUCCAGAGGGGGCGCUAACCAAGAGGAUCCGUGUGGGCCUACAGGCUCAACCUAUGCACAGUGAGCUGGUUAAGAAGAUUCUAGGCAACAAAGCUACCUUCAGCCCUAUAGUCACUUUGGAACCUAGAAGAAGAAAAUUCCACAAACCAAUUACCAUGACCAUUCCUGUCCCCAAAGCUUCAAGUGAUGUCAUGUUGAAUGGUUUUGGGGGAGAUGCACCAACCUUAAGAUUACUAUGCAGCAUAACAGGUGGAACCACUCCUGCACAAUGGGAAGAUAUUACAGGAACUACGCCAUUAACAUUUGUCAAUGAAUGUGUUUCCUUUACAACCAAUGUGUCUGCCAGGUUCUGGCUGAUAGAUUGUCGACAAAUUCAGGAAUCUGUUACCUUUGCAUCACAAGUGUAUAGAGAAAUUAUCUGUGUACCGUAUAUGGCCAAAUUUGUUGUGUUUGCCAAAUCACACGACCCCAUUGAAGCCAGGUUGAGAUGUUUCUGCAUGACUGAUGAUAAAGUGGAUAAGACCCUAGAACAACAAGAAAACUUUGCUGAGGUGGCCAGAAGCAGGGAUGUAGAGGUACUAGAAGGAAAACCCAUCUAUGUUGAUUGUUUUGGCAACCUGGUGCCAUUAACAAAGAGUGGCCAACAUCAUAUCUUCAGUUUUUUCGCCUUCAAAGAAAACCGACUUCCUCUCUUUGUCAAGGUACGUGACACGACUCAGGAACCUUGCGGGCGACUAUCAUUUAUGAAAGAGCCAAAAUCCACAAGAGGCCUGGUGCAUCAAGCUAUUUGCAACUUAAACAUCACCCUGCCCAUUUAUACAAAGGAAUCAGAGUCAGAUCAAGAACAGGAAGAAGAGAUCGAUAUGACAUCAGAAAAAAAUGAUGAGACAGAAUCUACAGAAACAUCUGUCCUGAAAAGUCACCUGGUUAAUGAAGUUCCUGUCCUAGCCAGUCCGGACUUGCUCUCUGAAGUUUCUGAGAUGAAACAAGAUUUGAUCAAAAUGACCGCCAUCUUGACCACAGAUGUAUCUGAUAGGGCAGGUUCUAUCAAGGUGAAGGAGCUGGUGAAGGCUGCUGAGGAAGAGCCAGGAGAGCCUUUUGAAAUUGUUGAAAGAGUUAAAGAGGACUUAGAGAAAGUGAAUGAAAUCCUGAGAAGUGGAACCUGCGCGAGAGAUGAAGGCAGUGUGCGAAGGUCUCAGUCGGAGAGAGAAUUAGAGGAAGAGGAAUGGGUGAUUGUCAGUGAUGAGGAAAUAGAGGAGGCUAAGCUAAAAGCACCUUUAGAAAUCACCGAAUACCCAUGCGUAGAAGUUAGACUAGAUAAAGAGCGCAACGUCAAAGUAGAGAAAGACUCAACUGGGCUAGUGAACUACCUUACUGAGGAUCUAAAUUCCUAUGUGUCUCCUCAUGAAAGGCCACUGCAGACAGUUCAAGAGAUAGCAGGGGAGAAACGUGAGGCUCUGGCUACUGGCAGGAGCUCUGAAAAUGAAGGGAAAGAUACACCCCCAGAUGAGACACAGAGUGCACAGAAACAGCACAAGCCAAGCCUGGGGAUAAAGAAGCCAGUGAGAAGGAAAUUAAAAGAAAAACAAAAACAAAAAGAGGAAAGUGUACGAGGUAGUGCAGAAAAAAGUGAACUUAAAAAAUGUAGUUCAGAAGAGUCAUUAGAUGAAGAUGCAGGUUUAGCCCCUGAGCCCCUUCCCACUGUAAAGGCCACUUCACCUUUGAUAGAAGAAACUCCCAUUGGUUCUAUAAAGGACAAAGUAAAGGCCCUUCAGAAACGAGUGGAAGAUGAACAAAAAGGUCGAAGCAAGUUGCCAGUCAGAGUCAAAGGCAAAGAAGAUGUGCCAAAAAAGAUAACCCACAGGACACAUCCAGCUGCAUCACCCUCUCUGAAGUCAGAGAGGCAUGUACCGGCAUCACCCUCCUCUAAAACAGAAAGACACUCUUCUCUUUCCUCCUCUACAAAAACUGAGAGGCAUCCUCCGGUAUCACCAUCAAGUAAAGCUGAGAAGCACUCACCUGUGUCCCCCUCUGCAAAAACUGAAAGGCAUUCCCCUGUGUCAUCAAGUAAAACCGAGAGACACUCACCUGUGUCACCCUCGACAAAAACGGAAAGGCACUCCCCUGUGUCAUCUACAAAAACAGAAAGACACCCACCUAUUUCACCUUCAGGUAAAAUGGACAAACGCCCACCUGUAUCGCCCUCUGGGAGAACGGAGAAACAUGCACCAGGAUCACCUGGGAGAACAGAAAAACGCUUGCCUGUGUCACCAGCUGGACGAAUGGAAAAGCAUCCACCUGUAUCAACCUCUGGGAAAACUGAGAAGCACUUGCCUGUGUCGCCUUUUGGGAAAACAGAAAAGCAACCACCUGUAUCCCCCACCUCAAAAACAGAAAGAAUUGAAGAGACAAUGUCUGUCCGGGAGUUGAUGAAAGCUUUCCAGUCAGGUCAGGACCCAUCUAAACAUAAGACUGGACUCUUUGAGCACAAGUCAGCAAAACAAAAGCAGCCACAAGAAAAAGGCAAAGCUCGGGUAGAAAAAGAAAAGGGGCAGAUGCUAAACCACAGAGAAACACAGAAAACCGAGAAUCAGACGAUCAAACGAGGCCAGAGAUUUGUGGUAACAGGAGUUUCCGAAUCCAAGAGAGCAGUCCGUGCUUCCUCUGCAGGGUUUAAGAGAGAAGAUCUAGUUACAGAGAAGGAGAAAGCUCUUAGCCACAAAACGCCUGAACCUGUUCAGUCAGCACCAGAAGAAGAAAGCCAUAAAGAGAGUGAAGUUCCCAAAGAAAAGCUGACUGAUGAACAGGGAGACGUGGAUCUCCAGAUCAGCCCAGAUAGGAAAACCUCCACUGACUUUUCUGAUGUCAUUAAGCAAGAAUUGGAAGACAAUGACAAAUACCAACAAUUCCGCAUGAGUGAGAAGACAGAAGAAGUACAGCUUCACUUAGAUCAAGUACUUACUAGUCCUUUCAACACAACAUUUCCACUAGAUUACAUGAAAGAUGAAUUUCUCCCGGCUUUGUCUUUACAAAGUGGUGCUUUGGAUGGCAGUUCUGAGAGCCUCAAGCCUGAAGGGGUGGCAGGUUCUCCAUGUGGCAGCCUGAUGGAAGGGACCCCUCAGAUUAGUUCCGAAGAAAGCUAUAAGCAUGAGGGCCUCGCAGAGACCCCUGAGACAAGCCCAGAAAGCCUUUCUUUCUCACCGAAGAAAAGUGAGGAGCAAAUUGGGGAAAUAAGCGGAACGACAAAGUCAGAAACACCAACAGCAGUUCAUUCAGAAAAAGACCAUCCCUCAAUCAAAGACAUCGCUGAUGGUUCUGAAGAGCAAGGUGCCAUAGUCACUGAAGGCAUGGAGUCCUCAGCUGAGUGUUUGCUGAAGGAGGCCACCCUAGACCCUUCCAAAGACACAUGUCCAAAGCAAGAAGAUGAUUCCCUUGGCAGCUGUAGUGUGUUACUGGCAAAAGAAACACCCAAAGGAUUGACUGGGGAAGCAUCCUCUGAUGAGGGUCAACUUAUGAAAGUUGGUUCAGCCCACAAAACCCACACUGAUACUGAAGCUCAGAAAUCCAUAACCACUGAGCCCUCAGAUGAGACAAAGGCCUCUCCACGGCCCGAUGCUUGUGUAAAGACAGGCACAGGAACUGAAUCAAAGCCCCAGGGAGUUGCUAGAAGUCCCCAAGGGUUAGAACUUGCACUCCCUAGCCGAGAUAGUGAGGUCCUCAGCCCCGGUGCUGAUGAAUCCUUUGCAGUGAGCCACAGAGAUUCCCUGGAAGCCAGCCCUGUGCUGGAGGAUAACUCCUCACACAAAACUCCGGAUUCUCUGGAGCCAAGUCCUCUGAAAGAAUCCCCUUGCCGUGACUCUCUUGAAAGCAGCCCUGUGGAACCAAAGAUGAAAGCUGGAGUUCUCCCAAGUCACUUCCCUCUUCCUGCAACCGUAGCCAAAACAGAACUCUUUACGGAAGUGGCCUCUGUGCGGUCCCGGCUGCUCCGAGACCCGGACGGCAGUGCCGAGGACGACAGUCUUGAGCAGACGUCGCUGGUAGAGAGCUCAGGGAAGAGUCCCCUUUCUCCUGACACCCCCAGCUCAGAAGAAAUUAGCUAUGAGGUCACACCCAAAGCCACAGAUGCAAGCACACCCAAACCAGCUGUAAUUCACGAAUGUGCAGAGGAGGAUGAUUUGGAAAAUGGGGAGAAAAGGAGAUUCACGCCUGAAGAGGAAAUGUUUAAAAUGGUAACCAAAAUCAAAACGUUUGACGAACUUGAACAAGAAGCAAAGCAGAAACGGGACUACAAGAAAGAACCCAAGCAAGAGGAAUCUUCUUCAUCCUCUGACCCAGAUGCUGCCUGUUCAGCAGAUGUGGAUGAACCAAAACAGAUGGAGAGUGUCGAGGAUGAAAGCGAUGUCCCUGUGGUAGUAACAUCAGAGAGCAGAAAGGCUUCUUCCUCCUCCGAGAGUGAACCUGAGUUGGCACAGCUGAAAAAAGGUGCUGACGCAGGCCUCUUACCAGAGCCAGUUAUUCGGGUGCAGCCUCCUUCCCCACUUCCAUCCAGUGUAGACUCCAAUUCCAGUCCUGAAGAAGUACAGUUUCAACCCAUCGUUUCUAAACAAUAUACUUUCAAAAUGAAUGAAGAUAGUCAAGAAGAGUCAGGUAAAUCAGAAGAAGAAAAAGAUCGUGAAUCCCAUGUACCUGAAGAGAGUCUUACCAUUUCUACUAACGGCCCAGAUAUGUCUUAUGAUGAUCUGAAUGGAGAUGCUGAUCAACCAGAAGUCUGUGAAGGCCGUGGGUGUGGGACCGGAAGUCCCAGCAGCACAGGCACUCCUAUAUCUUUAGGUCUUUACAGCUCCCCCAGGGAAGAUGCCAACGAGCAGCUAGCUAUCCAUGAGGAAUCAGUACCUCUGCAAGACACUGAUGAAAAAGACACCAAAGGAGAAGAGCUUGAUGUUUCUCAAGUGGAAUCUCUACAAGUAGAUUGCCCCAGUGAAAGCUCUUCAUCUUUGUCUUCCUUGCCUCACUGUCCAGCCUCUGAAGGACAAGAAUUAGAUGAAGACAUAUUGUCUCUCUCUUCUGCUACAAAAAUGGAGGACACCAAAACUGACCAGGCUUUUGAGAGCUUACCAAAGGACUAUGCCACUCAAGACUCAUCGAUUACUACUCAAACAGAGAAAUUGUCCAUGGAUGUUCCAGUGUCUGACCCGGCUGAGACUGAUGAAAUCUACGAUCCUCAAAUAAUAAGCCCUUAUGAAAAUGUUCCCUGCCAAUCUUUUUUCUCCAGUGAAGAAUGCAAAACGGAUGCAGGACAAAGAAGUUUUCACUCUUCGGAAGUGUGUUCUGUUUCCAUCACAUCCUCUGUUGAAGAUGUGGUAGUAACCAGCUCCUCCAAUAGAACUGUUUCAAGCCAAGAAUCUAACUUUGAGGACCAAAACAUGGAAAAAGAAUCCAAACAAGAAAGCACCUCAUGGGAAAAGCAAUCAGAUCAAGCCCCUUCAUCUUUAGAGCCUUCUGUACCAAAUACAUCAGCAGUUGUUAGUGACCAAAUCAGCAAAGUCAUCAUCACAAAAACUGAUGUGGAUUCGGAUUCCUGGAGUGAAAUCCGUGAGGAUGAUGAAGCCUUUGAGGCUCGAGUGAAAGAGGAGGAACAAAAGAUAUUUGGUUUGAUGGUAGACAGACAAUCACAGGGUACCACCCCUGACACCACUCCAGCAAGGACGCCAACUGAAGAGGGGACCCCAACCAGUGAGCAAAACCCAUUUCUCUUUCAGGAAGGAAAAUUGUUUGAGAUGACCCGAAGUGGUGCCAUUGAUAUGACCAAAAGGUCCUAUGCCGAUGAAAGUUUUCACUUUUUCCAAAUUGGGCAAGAAUCCAGGGAAGAGACUCUCUCUGAAGACAUGAAAGAAGGGAGUCCUGGGGCUGAGCCCCCACAACGGGAGACAUCAGCUGAGUCACUAGCUCUCUCCGAAUCAAAAGAAACAGUGAGUGAGGAAGCAGACUUACUUCCAGAUGACCUGAGUGAGGAAGUAGAGGAAAUAUCUGCCUCAGAUGCUCAACUUAACACCCACAUGGGGAAUUCAACCUCCAUUGAAGCAUCAACAAAAGAGACUCUUUCUGAAGGCACCGAGGACCUCCCCACCACACAAAUGGGUGAUAUGCCUCCUAAAUCUAGUGUGAAAGAUCUAUCUUGCCCUGACUCCCCUAAACCAGUUGUACACGUUCAGUUAGAUUUUUCCACAGUUACCAGGUCUGUGUAUUCAGAUCGGGAUGAUGAUUCUCCUGAUUCUUCCCCAGAGGAACAGAAAUCAGUAAUUGAAAUCCCUACUGCACCCAUGGAGAAUGUGCCUUCUACUGAAAGCAAAUCCAAAAUUCCUGUAAGGACUAUACCCACAUCAACCCCAGCACCCCCAUCCGUGGAGUAUGAGAGUUCCCUUUCUGAAGAUUUCUUACCCAGCCUGGAUGAGGAAAGUAAAGAGGAUGAAACAAAACCAAAGUCUAAAAUCCCCGUGAAAGCCCCUGUCCAAAGAGUAGAGCAGCAGCUUUCACAUCUAGAUUCAUCUCUCCAGAAAAUAGUGGUUCCUCAGGGUCAGGACAUGACAAGCAGAACACCAGAUAGUAGAAGCAAAUCUGAAUCUGAUGCCAGUGCUUUGGACUCAAAGACCAAAUGUCCAGUAAAAACUAAAAGUUACACUGAGACAGAAACAGAGAGCAGAGAGAGGACAGAGGAGCUGGAGUUAGAAUCAGAAGAGGGGGCCACCAGACCAAAGAUAUUUACAUCCCGAUUGCCAGUUAAGAGCAAAAGCACCACAUCUUCCUGCAAGGGCGCUGUGAGCCCUACAAAAGAAAGUAAGGAGCAUUUCUUUGACCUUUACAGGAACUCCAUAGAAUUCUUUGAGGAGAUUAGUGAUGAGGCUUCCAAGUUAGUGGAUAGACUUACACAGUCAGAAAGGGAGCAAGACUUAGUUUCAGAUGAUGAAAGUAGUAGUGCCCUGGAAGUUUCAGUAAUUGAAAAUCUGCCACCUGUUGAGACCGAGCAUUCAAUUCCUGAGGACAUCUUUGACACAAGGCCUAUUUGGGAUGAGUCCAUUGAGACUCUGAUUGAACGCAUCCCUGAUGAAAAUGGCCAUGACCAUGCUGAAGAUCAACAGGAUGAGCAGGAACGGAUCGAGGAAAGGCUGGCUUAUAUUGCUGAUCAUCUUGGCUUCAGCUGGACAGAAUUAGCAAGAGAACUGGAUUUCACUGAGGAGCAGAUUCAUCAAAUUCGAAUUGAGAACCCUAACUCCCUCCAAGACCAGAGCCAUGCACUAUUGAAGUACUGGCUAGAAAGGGAUGGCAGGCAGGCUACAGAUACCAGUCUCAUUGAAUGUCUCACCAAGAUCAACCGAAUGGAUAUUGUUCAUCUCAUGGAGGCCAGCACAGAGCCUCUCCAAGAGCGCAUCAGUCAUAGCUAUGCAGAAAUUGAACAGACAAUUGCACUGGAUCAUAGUGAAGGGUUCUCAGUCCUUCAGGAGGAGCUAUGCACUGCACAGCACAAGCAGAAGGAGGAGCAAGCUGCUUCUAAAGAGAGCGAGUCCUGCGAUCACCCUCCCAUUGUCUCAGAGGAAGACAUUUCUGUCGGUUAUUCCACUUUUCAGGAUUGCAUCCCCAAACCUGAGGGGGACAGCUCAGCAACAGAGCCCUUUCCCCAAACUCACAAGGAGCAAGUUCAACAGGAUUUCUCAGGGAAAAUGCAAGACCAGCCUGAAGAGUCAUCUCUUGAGUGUCAACAGGAGUACUUUGUGACAACCCCAGGGACGGAAGUGUCAGAGACUCAAAAGGCUACAGCUGUAUCUGGCUCUCCCAGCAAGACCCCUGAGGAAAUUAGGACCCCUCUUGAGGAGGAGAGGCCAUACCUCCAGACCCCAACAUCUAGUGAGCAGGGAGACUCUCCCAUCAUACAAGAACCCGAAGAGCCCCCAGAACAUGGGGAGGAGAGUUCUCAGAAAACCAGCCUUGUGAUAGUGGAGUCUGCUGAUGACCAGCCACAGGCCCUUGAAAGACUCGAUGAAGAUGCAGCUUUCCAUAAGGGAGAUGAUAUGCCUGACAUACCCCCGGAAACAGUCACAGAAGAAGAAUACAUUGAUGAGCAUGGACACACUGUGGUCAAGAAGGUCACUAGGAAAAUCAUUAGGCGGUACAUAUCCUCUGAUGGCACAGAGAAAGAGGAGGUUACAAUGCAGGGAACGGCCCAGGGACCCAUCAGCAUUGAGGAAGGAGAUGGCUAUUCCAAAGUCAUGAAGCGCAUUGUAUUAAAGAGUGACACCGAACAGUCAGAGGUAACUUUGUCUGAGCCCAGCAUUUUGUCCAGUACCUCACAAUUUCAGGCUGAACCAGUGGAAGGCCGUAGAGUCAGCAAAGUUGUUAAAACAACUAUGGUACAUGGAGAGAGGAUGGAGAAACAUCUGGGUGAUUCUAGUUUAGCCACUGAUCUUCCUUCAGCCAAAGAUGACUUUGAAGAGGACAACAAUGAGUAAAGCCAGUACACAGAAGAGGGCUGUGGUGAAGGACCAGCAUGGAAAACGCAUUUACUUGGAGCACCUGGAGGAUGUACCGGAAGCACUAGACCAAGAUGACCUCCAGCGCGACCUCCAGCAACUCCUUCGGCAUUUCUGCAAGGAGGACUCGAAGCAAGAGGCCAAAUGAGGGGCUGCCCAGUCCUCACACCAGAAACCACACAUUCACUCAAUAUGCAACUUCCCGUUUCUUUAGCAGAGUGACCUACCCGGCCUAAUGGGAUACCCUGACACUUCCACUUUUAGCAAAUACACACCGCAUUCUGUUUUAGUUUCUCCCCCCGUCCUCUUUAACUGUAAGCUAAUUUGUGACCAAAGAUAGCAUCCUUCAGUCUGGAUGCUGUACCCACUACUUUGUUGUGUCUGUGCUAAACUGAGAACUGGCCACCUCUAUCGUUCUUUGCUCCCGAACAAGCUCCACGAAAAUCCAUCUAUCAGAAGAACUUCACCUACAGACCUCUUCAAGGGAUGAUACCUAGGAGUCCUCCUGAGGGAUAUCCUUGUACCAUGUAUAUAGCUCAAAUGCUCAGAUGAACAACAUAUGAAAAUUAGAACCACUGCCUAUCAUAACUACACUGGGCAUCAUGGAAUAAAAGGCCUCUAGAAAUUGCUGAACAAUGGUUAAUUAAGAUAUUGCUAACACAAUCGAAUGAUAAUACAGUUCUACCGCAAAAGAAGCACUUCAGACCUACCAUGUCCUUAGACCUUCCAGAGUAGCCGUUGCUCCUAGUUAGAGAUGGGUUAAUAACCUAACUAGGCACUUAAUGCUGGUGCUGGCCAGCCUUGAUGUAUGAUUCUCCAACAGCCACACGAGGGAGGGGAGAAGGGGGAGCAGAAGGCAAAAGGAACGAAACAAUGAGGUAUUCAGCUGCUAGCAGCCACAUCCUGUGGCUUUCUAGCAUCUUCAGGUCUUUUAGAUUUUGGACGCAUUGGCAGGGUAUUUUAAAAGCUAUAACUACUGUAGUUUCCCAGUUUUCAUUGCUGCUUUAGCAAACCACGCUGUCUUAUUGGUGGUACUUUCUUCUGGCCACUGCACUGUAGAUAAUUCAUUGGAAACAAGAUUUACCCACUACGCAAAAGGUUAAACUCCUUCACCAUGUUGGAGUGGUUCCCCCCGCCCCGGGUUUAUAUCUUCUCUAAUACCUGCAUGUAGCGUUUAAAAAUCAAAACCACAGUCAAAACUCCUCUUCUAAUCACACUGAUGGUUUUCAUUCUUUUGACCCUGAGCAAGCACUUUUCACUUCCCGCUAGGUCUGUUUUUUAGCUUGCAGACAAGGUUGAGAAAUCCUUACAAAUUUGGUUUUGGUUAAAAUUUUUGAUUUAUUUAUUUGAAAUCCAAACUCCCUUGGAAACUCUUAAGUGCAUUUGUGCACUUUUUUGUUUGUUUCCGAGAAGGAACUUUAAUCAUCUGAGUGAUUUCCAUGUCCUAUUCCUUAUUCCUCUAGUGGUUGAAGCUGUGUAGCAUUUUAACAUAUAUAUAUAUUCACAAAUAUAUUCAUAUAAACAAUAUACAUUUCGAAUCAGUUAUUUGUUAAAGAAAAGUAUAUUCAAUGAAGAUGAAAUUAAAAAAAAAAAAAAAGUCUAUCCUCCAGGGAUUGAACAUUUUCCAAUUCUAUCUGGUCUUUUCCUGUUGUGCAAAAAUGACUCAUUGCUCCGAAUGUCAAAAACAAAUGUGACAAACAAUGGCACUUCAUCAUUUCAAGCAAUGUUGCCAAGGGAGAAAAUUUCCUGGGAGGGAGGUUUCCCACAAGCCAAAUCUCUUAAAGCCUCAAAUGCUAGCACUUUCUGGCAGUUGGGUAGGAAAUAAAGCUUUCUUUGGCAGCCAAAAUGAGAGAGGCUCAUGGUGAAACUUUUUGAGACACACCAUGGCCUUCUUGUCAAAACCUUCACUGGAGCUCAAGAAAAGCAUUUCUGUUGUGUUACUUGCAGUGCAGAUGAUGUCUGUGUAACAACAUAAUGGUUAUUCACCUUUUUUUGAUUUUUGAUUUUUGCUGUGUAUCAAAAAACUUGAAUACUGUGAGAAGAAGUGAAUUUUCAGUUGAUGAAUCAGCAUCUUGUUCCCAUGGUGAUAACACUAAUUGAAUAUAUCUAUGAGGGCAUGUAUUAGUUAAUGGAAAAAAAAAUACAACACUAACAAUACAUAGCUGCAAUGUGUACAAUGGCUGAUUUAAUUAAAUAAAAUGUACAAGUGUUAAA
This is a messenger RNA of Odobenus rosmarus divergens (Pacific walrus), 14333 nucleotides long. It is a transcript of the gene ANK2, whose product is annotated as ankyrin 2, neuronal. Gene Ontology annotation, molecular function: protein binding. The record is from RefSeq and is a predicted model, not a curated record. NCBI's taxonomy places the organism in Eukaryota, Metazoa, Chordata, Mammalia, Carnivora, Odobenidae. The transcript has 47 exons. Gene Ontology annotation, cellular component: T-tubule. Bases 51 to 12098 code for a protein of 4015 amino acids. Gene Ontology annotation, biological process: protein localization to T-tubule; signal transduction; regulation of cardiac muscle contraction.